AUGACCGGAAUGGUCUGGUUCGGAACCCAGGACUUCCAAAGCUUCGGCCGAGCCCGGCACUCGUGCGAACAAUCCGACGAACUCAUGGGCUACGGGUUCGAUAAGCACGACGGAAGGAACUUUGCAUCGCACUACUUGAAGGACCAGCUCAACAACGUCGAACUGCGCGUGCAGAUGCUCAAGGUGCCCGGCGGCCAACACGGCGGAUCCUGGGCCCUGAGAAUCAAUGGAAAGAAAUUGGAUGAAGCGCGGCCUUCGAAAAUCAGUCUAAUCAACUACUUCGGAUUGGACGGCCUGGGCUCUUUCCAAAUAGAAAAUGAGGAAGACGAAGAGGGAAUUGAUGGGGAAGUCAAGAUAUCUGGGUCAACGACUCAGUUGGGGGACUUCACGAUCCGCAUUAAAGAUAGUCCCACAAACAAACCAGCUGCCGCGCUUCGCCACGCGGAGGACUUUGGCGAAAGACUCUCGAGAACCCAGUUCCUAGGCGUUCAAGUUCCAGCGGGCUCGGUUUGGAAAGCCAAGGACUCCAUCAUCUCCGCCAUCAACGAAUAUGUCCAACCCUUGAUCGAGAAGUAUACCGUCCAAGACAUGCCUGAUCCAUGUCUAGCUCUCAGUCUACCCAACGAGAUCAACUACGGAAGCAAUCUAUACGCUCUCCAACGGAUGUACGAGUCGCCCUUCGAGCUAGAUAUCUACUUCGAUGGCGACGGGGCGCCUCGGAUCGAUUCGGCAGCUUUAUCGGCUGGCUUGCUGGCCGCCUCCACCGCCUUCGACCAACGCUUUAAGGCCACGUUCCCCAAGAUCGCCUCUGAAUACUCGGCCGAGGAACAGGCGAUGGCCAUGGAGAUGCUUUCUAGUAUGAUCGGUGGGAUCGGGUACUUUUACGGCUCAUCAAUCGUCGACCGUAACUUUGCUCACGAUUAUGACGAUGACGGGCUUCUGUUGACGGGGAAUUCCGAGGACGAUGAGGGAGGAAGCGAUCGCAAGCGUCAGCCGCAGCUCACAGAGGACCGCGAGCUGUUUACGGCCACCCCUAGUCGCUCAUUUUUCCCCAGGGGUUUCUAUUGGGAUGAAGGCUUCCACUUGGCUCUGAUUGGGGCCUGGGAUAAUGACCUGAGCUUGGAAAUCCUCCAAAGUUGGAUUAAUUUGAUUGAUCGGGAUGGUUGGGUCGGUCGAGAACAGAUCUUGGGAGAAGAGGCGCGCAGUAAAGUGCCCCAGGAGUUUCAGGUUCAAUAUUCCAACCAUGCCAAUCCGCCCACGUUGACGAUGGCAGUAACCUCGUACCUCAAACGAUUGAUGCGUUACCAAGGAGCCGAUGGACUCAAAGAUACGCUUACAGAUGCCGACCUGGGCAUGGGCACCGGACAGCAGAUCUUCGAGACAGCAGCACGGGACGGCGGGAGGAUUUCGGAUAAGCUUCUGGAGGACGUUGGACUGGCCAGAUCCUUCCUAGGCUCAAUCUACCCCAAGCUGAAGCUCCACUACGAAUGGUUCCGGGAAACCCAAGUCGGCCAGAUCAGGGAGUGGGGCCGAGAGUCGCGCAGCAAGACCGAAGGCUAUCGAUGGAGGGGCCGGACCGCGGAGCAUGUACUCACGUCUGGGAUCGACGACUAUCCCAGAGGACUGCCCCAUGUCGGAGAGUUGCAUCUUGAUCUGUUGUGUUGGGUCGGCUUCUUCACUCGGACGAUGAAGUCUAUUGCCGAGUUUAUUGGGGAGACCGACGAUGUUUUGGAGUAUGAGAAGAACUACGAGGCGAUUGUUGACAACAUCGAUGAUUUGCAUUGGAAUGAGGAGAAAAAGAUGCAUUGCGAUGUCAGUGUAGACGCCGAAGACGAAUCCUAUUUCGUGUGCCACAAAGGCUACAUCUCGAUCUUCCCCUUCCUGCUAGGCCUUGUCCCCCACGAUUCGCCGAAGCUGAAGUACAUCCUGGACGACAUCCGCGAUCCGACCGGGAUAUGGUCCGAGUUCGGGCUCAGAAGCUUAUCCAAAUCGGACGAGUUCUUCGGCAAGAACGAGAAUUACUGGCGAGGUCCGAUCUGGAUUCCGAUGAACUACAUGGCCUUGAACUCUCUCUACACCAUCUAUGCCAAGCAAAGCGGGCCCCACCAGACCCAAGCGGCCGAGCUGUACGAGGAACUGAAGACAAAUGUGGUCAAGAACGUGUUCAAAGAAUGGAAACGGACCGGAUUCACCUGGGAACAGUAUGACCCUAUCACCGGCGAGGGCAGACGGUCCAAGCCGUUCACCGGCUGGACGAGCUUGGUGGCUAUGAUCAUGGCCGAGGAGUACGACAUGUGA
Molecule: messenger RNA, 2298 nt
Organism: Puccinia triticina
Lineage: Eukaryota; Fungi; Basidiomycota; Pucciniomycetes; Pucciniales; Pucciniaceae
Exons: 13
Coding region: 1-2298 (765 amino acids)
Biological process (GO): oligosaccharide metabolic process; protein N-linked glycosylation
Cellular component (GO): endoplasmic reticulum membrane
Molecular function (GO): Glc3Man9GlcNAc2 oligosaccharide glucosidase activity
Source: RefSeq, a predicted model, not a curated record